Messenger RNA from Porites lobata, 1046 nucleotides. The record is from the annotation of a GenBank genome assembly. NCBI's taxonomy places the organism in Eukaryota, Metazoa, Cnidaria, Anthozoa, Scleractinia, Poritidae.
AUGCAGCAACGCGAUCGAAAUUUGGAGAGGCAGUUAUUGGAGACGAAGAAGCGUGAAGAAAAUUUGCAGAGGCAGUUAUCGGCGGUAACGCGAUGUGAAGAAGAUUUGAAGGGACAGUUACAGGAGAUGCAUCAAACCGACGUAAACUCACAAAGGCAGUUGCGAGAGAUACGGCAACGCGAAGAAAACUCGCAAAGGCAGCUGAGGGAGAUACGGCAACGCGAAGAAAACUCGCAGAGGCAGUUGAGGGAGAUGGUGCAGCGCGAAGAAAAUUCACAAAGGCAGCUCUGGGAGAUGCAGCAACGAGAAGAAAAUUUACAAAACAGUUAAGGGAGAUGCAGCAACGAGAAGAAACCUCGUAAAGGCAGUUGAGGGAGAUGCAGCAACGAGAAGUAACCUCACAAAGGCAGUUGAGGGAGAUGCAGCAACGCGGUACAAACUCACUAAGGUCUUCGAGGGAAAUUCAGCAACGACUGGAGAACUUUCAACAACAGGUGUCCAUCUUAGAAAGACAGGUGAGAGAAAAAGACCAGGAAGUUAAUGAACUACAGUUAAGUCUUUCGUCAGCCCAGCAAACAAUAAAUGACCUACAACGACAGGAAGAAUGCGACUGGGUCAUUUCCCGCGAUGAAAUUCAAAUGACCUACAAAUGCCUUGGCAAAGGAGGCUGGGGAAGUGUUUAUGAAGGUGUGUAUUGUGGCUGUACUGUAGCAGUGAAAAAAAUGCAUGAUCUGAUUCGCUCCCCUCUCAACAUACGUCUUUUCGAAAGAGAAAUGAAUAUUGCGUCCAAGUGCCGCCAUCCUCACUCGCUUCAGUUUAUCGGCGCCACUAACGAUAAGGGAAACGCUCUGUUUAUUACGGAGUUGAUGGAAGAAAGUCUAAGGUCUCUGUUGGAACAGCGUAAGCUCUCUGAAACAGAAAUACGUACCAUUUCUUUGGAUGUAGCCCGCGCACUGAACUAUCUUCACCAGAAGAAACCAGAACCCAUCAUUCACCGGGAUGUCAGCAGUGCGAAUGUGUUGCUAUGGCGACAGGAUGACCAAUGA